This is a messenger RNA of Symbiodinium necroappetens, 582 nucleotides long. Lineage: Eukaryota; Dinophyceae; Suessiales; Symbiodiniaceae. The record is from the annotation of a GenBank genome assembly.
GCGAUAAAGCCUCACAACGCCUGGUGCACAUUCGUCACCUGGGUCCCGCCGGCGGAUGGGUCCGACCACGACGAGUUUACGUACGAGAUGAAUCUCAGGAUCGUCGGUGAGGAGAACUCUCUGCUGGUGACCGGCAUCGGUCAGGAGCCACAAGUGCAGCUGAAUGGCCUUGAGUCGGGGAAGACCUACGAGUUCCAGGUCCGCGCCUGCAACGCCAUGGGUUCCGGCGAGUGGAGUCAUUGGUCUGACAGCUAUGUCGUGCCGCAUCCGCUCCAGAUCGUUCCAAGGAACGACUAUGGGGAGCUCAUAGAACCUCUGUCCUCAUCGGAGUGCCCACACUCGAUCAAGCUGGAAUGGGACGAGCCGUGCAGCCAGGGCGCACCCAUCAUCGGCUACAGAAUCCAGUACAGCCUGGAUCCUUCAGACGAAGGGGCAUCGGAGACCAUCACAUCGCUGCACAGGCGGACGAACCUGGUCGUCUCCGACCUGAAACCCAGCCACCUCUACUUCUUCCGGGUGCAAGCGCUCAAUGAGGUUGGUUGCUCAGAGUGGACAACCUGGUCCGACGGAAUCGCAACCAAG